AUGUCAUCAACGACUGCAAAAGUUCCAACACUUUUGAAUACGACUUUCUUAACCUCAGGACUUAGUCGCGGACUCUUUGAAUUCGUUACGAAAGUCGCUGAUGCUAGAAGUAAACAGGAAGAGGACCACUAUGUGGCAGAGGAACUCUUCUCCCUCACAAAGAAACUAUCAAAGCCUGAAAUUUCUUCAGUGGGCCAUAGUGUCGAAUUUGGCUAUAUUCACGCUGUCAAGCUGGCCCAAAGUGGAAAGAACAUAUGGGAGAAGCGGGCUGGAUACCUCGCGUGCUCUUUAUUUCUUUAUGAAACUCAUGAGCUGAGCAUAAUGCUCAUCAACACGGUUCAAAAGGAUUUAAAUAGUAAUAAUGAGCUAGAAGUUAACGCGGCGAUAUCAGCUCUUUGUAGCUUGCUGUAUCCGGAGAUGAUACCAGCAGUCAUUCAACUCAUCGAAGGGGCAUUGAAACAUUCAAACGACUCUGUCAGAAGAAAAGCAGUUAUGGUCUGUCAUCGAUUAUAUCGUAUUGCACCAGAUACCAUAUCCCAUCUUGAAGACACCUUUCGAGAGAUACUAGCCGAUAAAGAUUAUGGUGCCCUCAGUGCUAUUCUUUGCUUAUUCUCGGAUCUAGUUCAGGAUAAGCCAGAGAAAUAUAAAGACCUCGUUCCAACUUUAAUAACCAAGUUAGAACAAGUUAUUGAUCGAUGGUUGCCUAGAACUUACGAUUACCACGGUGCAUCCGCUCCUUGGAUUCAGAUUAAGCUCGUGAGGAUUUUGGGACUAUUGGCCAAGGACGAUGAAGAAAUAAGUCAGGAGAUAGAGCCAAUGAUUAUCCGCGUACUUAGAAAAGCGGAGGAUGGUAUAGAUGCAGCAUAUGCCAUAAUCUUUGAAUGCAUCCGUUCUCUCUCUCUUCUACAUCCACGCGUACUUUCCUCUCUCGUAAACAAGUCUGGAGCACAGAAUCCUCUCAGCAUUAUAGCACGCUUCCUCAAAUCACAUAAUCACAAUUUAAAAUAUCUAGGAUUGAUUGCUCUUCAACAGGUUGACCCUGUCUGGUGGACAGAGGGCGGAUGGUGGGGUGAAGAGCAGAUGAAUGUGAUUGUAGAAUGUCUUGAGGACAAAGAUGAGACUUUGAAAAAGAAGACUUUAGACAUUCUUUAUAAAAUGGUCAAUUUACAAAAUGCAACCGUAAUAGUAGAUAGAAUGAUUGAAGCGAUAGGUUCUGCGUUGACCCCGGACAAUUUUCUGAGAAAGGAACUCGUUAUUAGAGUGGUCGAUAUUUACUGGCUUGUGGCUACGUUAAUCAAGCUACAUGAUGUGGCUGAUGAUUUGAUUUGUUAUGAUCUUUCUGAUAAAAUUUUCAGGAUUAUAAUCAACGCGUCUGAGGACAUGUCCAGUAAUGAGACGUUACAGAUGACAGCUAUGAAGGAAUCAAUCAAGAUUUUAGAAAGAGAUAAACAAUAUCUUAAUAAGAAUCUAACCGUCUUCGUAGUGCGGGUACUUGGGGCAUGCAUUGAGUACCAUGAGGAUUCUAAAAAUGUAAUAGAUAGGCUUUACUCGGUCUUGGAAAAUACAAGAGAUGCUGAGGUUCAAGCUUACACAAUAAACUCACUGUUAAAAUGUGUGGCAAAGACAAAAGAGUGUCCAGAGAGAGUUUUAGAUGCGGUCAGAAAAUGCUAUAGAUCAACCUCUGUAUACGUUAGACAGCAAAGUAAAGAAUUUCUGGAACUAUACAAUAGCGCUAUAUUAUUCAAUAAGGUGGUCUUGGGAAAGAGCAAUAUUAAGAAUGACCAACUGUUCAUAUUUGAUGAAAAACUGUCCUUUCUGGAUAGUUACGUCCAGGACGCGUUAAACAAGGGUGCUAAACCCUACUCUCCCGUCCCUGUUACGCGGACGCAUAUAUCUGAAGACAAGAAACAGUUGGAAAUCCGUUACGAGGCAUAUGAGAAGCCGUCAAUCCCAGUAUACCGUAGACCUAACCUCUCUGUCAGAACCGAUUCCGCCACCAAUGUACCCAUUUCUAAUUGGACUCCGAACAUCACGCCAGGUCAAUUGGCACGGAUGAGUUUCUCUCAAGAAUCCAUAUUAGGUCGAGAGCAUGACGAAUUUGAUGGAAAUCAGCAUCGUCAGUCAAUAGCAUCAUCCACGUCGUCACCGAUAUCAAAGACGUUUGCAACUGUAGUUGAACAGAAGUGGAGCAGAGCUGGAUAUAGACCAGUAAUUGCAAAAUUAGGGCCAUCUUCACCACCUUUGUCAACUAGUUCAAACGAAGAGUCUCAGCCAGCAUUAGCUACUAUACAGGCAACUGUCAAACCCGUAAAGACAACGAUUACAACCAAUGAUGCUAACGUAGAGAAAACACAGUUGGUGUCAGCUUUGUUCAGUGGUUUGGGGUCAGGAUCAAGGACUCGCUUGAGCCAAGAAUCGAGUAACUUAUCACGUCAAGACCUCAUUGACUUUGAUACAACUAGCAUACGACCGACAAAUACUAUUAUGCAUCACCUUAGUCCAGUCCAAAUGACGACACGAGAAUUUGGUUCACUUUGGGUGAAUCUAUUACACGGAUCAUGUAUAAUUACCAAUAAAUCACAUACGCUCGAGUCUUUAAGAAGGCAACUUGAAAAUGAAGGACGUUUCGGAAUCGUAGAAAGCAAAGGGUCUGAAGUUAUUGCUUGUGCUCACGUGAUGCAUCCAUCAUUGAAAAAAGACGCUGGCGCUGCAAAUCUUGUAUUGCUACACUUUAAGAUUAGAGACGAUGGGCGCGUGCAACUCACCGUUAAAUCUAACAUUAAUGGGAUUUCGGAAGCGAUUGGAAAAGAACUUGACAAGUAA
This is a messenger RNA of Paraglomus brasilianum, 2823 nucleotides long. The record is from the annotation of a GenBank genome assembly. Lineage: Eukaryota; Fungi; Glomeromycota; Glomeromycetes; Paraglomerales; Paraglomeraceae.